CAUUAUGAAUUACGAUUAUUUUCUUGUUCGUCGUACGUCCAAAAUUCACUAAACAUUUUUGCCGACUCUCUGCGUUUAAUCAAUAUUAUUUGCCGAGUUAUUUUUGCGCCAUCCGGAUCUAUAGGUUCAUCAAAAUGUCAGACAGCGAAGAGAAUGCAAAGACGAUCACUGUGACAGUAAAAACGCCCAAAGAAAAGCAAACAGUCGAAGUGCAAGAAAACGCUACCAUUAGUGAAUUUAAAGAUGUGGUGGCUAAACAGUUUAAUGCAACACCAUCACAAUUAUGUUUGAUAUUUGCUGGUAAAAUCAUGAAAGAUCAUGAUACAUUAGCAACCCAUAAUAUUAAAGAUGGACUAACGGUACAUUUAGUUAUCAAGACAAAUGCUCCACAAAACAAUACAACAACUUCUUCAUCUACAAAUACAGGAUCGGCUCAACCACCUAGACCUCCUGCUGAUAUUAAUGCUUCCCCGUUUAAUUUGGGUAUGCUGGGGGGCUUACCUGGUAUGGAAGCCUUGGGAUUCACUUCGGCUAAUUUCAUGGAGUUGCAACAGCGUAUGCAGCGUGAAUUGAUUGACAAUCCUGAUAUGCUAAGGAAUUUGGUUGAUAGUCCAAUGGUUCAACAAAUGAUGAGUGAUCCUGCACAUAUGAGACAAUUGAUUUUGGCCAAUCCACAAAUGCAACAAUUAGUUGAGAGACAUCCUGAAAUUAAUCAUAUGUUAAACAAUCCUGAAAUGUUACGGCAAACAAUGGAAAUGGCUCGGAAUCCAUCAAUGUUGCAAGAACUGAUGCGUACGCAAGAUAGAGCUUUAUCAAAUUUGGAAUCAAUACCUGGAGGUUUCAGUGCUUUACAAAGAAUGUAUAGAGACGUUCAAGAACCAUUUAUGAAUGCAGCUACUGAAGAAUUUAGCCGAAAUACAUUUGCGACUCCAAGUGAAAGUGGUGGCGAACAAAAUCCUCAACAAGGACAGGAAAAUCGUGAUCCUUUGCCAAAUCCUUGGGGUGGUUCUACUGGAACAAACCAAUCUGAUCCUUCUAAUGGAAGAGCAGCGCCAACAUCAGGUACGCUACCAACUGGGGGAACUGGAGGUACCAUGUUUAAUGGUGAUACAAUGAACUCUAUGAUGCAACAAAUGAUUGAAAAUCCACAAGUUAUGCAAAGCAUUAUGAAUACUCCAUAUUUCCAAUCAACUCUGCAGGCAAUGACUAGCAACCCUAACAUGGCCAACAACUUGUUAAGUAACAAUCCAUUGCUUGCUAAUAAUCCAGAACUUCAGUCUCAAUUCCGUAGUAUGAUGCCAGCGUUCCUGCAACAGAUGUCUAACCCUGCAGUUCAAGAUAUGUCCACUAAUCCAAAUGUGUUAUCUGCUCUUGAUCAAAUACAAAGAGGCCUUGAAGCACUACGUACUAACAUGCCAAAUAUUGGUGGAUCAUUGGGUGGCCAGUCUUUUUUUCCAACACCAAAUGCCAAUGCAACUACUAAUGCUGAUUCAACUGUAACUAGUGAUAUGCCAUCAACUGAAGGUCAAGAUAAUAAUUUUGCGGAACUCAUGAGAAGAAUGCUAUCACAAGUGCCAAAUAACAGUAUACCAGUGGCAAACACUCAGCCACCGGAAGAAAGAUACAGUUCUCAAUUGGAACAAUUGUCUGCAAUGGGAUUUGUCAAUCGAGAUGCUAAUUUACAAGCAUUGAUUGCAACAUUUGGAGAUAUAAAUGCCGCUGUUGAACGGCUACUUACUAGUGGGCAAUUGUCUACUUAACAUUCCAAAGUAAUAGAUAAAUAUAAAACAUAUUUUAAUUUUUGUAAAUCCAAAAAAAAAAAAAAAAUAGUUUUUGGUUCAGUCCUACGAAUUUAUGCAUUUCAAUUCUUAAGUUUUGGUGCCACAAUAACCAAAUUUGUAGACAUUAUUUCAUUAAAACACAUAAUUUGUUAUACUUGAAUUAUAUAAUUACAUAAUUAUUUAGCCUUCUAAACCCUUAUUUAUGUUUUGAUUAAAUAAUGAAAAUCAAUUUACUUGUUAUGAAUGGUAUUCUAAAAUAUUUAGAAAUUACAUGUUUUAUUAUCCAGUCUGAAACUAUUUCACUAUAAUUUAUAGAAGAAAAUAGUAGUGCUACUUUGUGUUCGCUUUGAUGUCAUUAUAUAGAAUCCAGAACUGUUUGGUGUGAACCUUUAGAUUUAAAAUUUAAUAAAUUAUUAUUAUAUCAUUUUGGUUAUGUAAAAAUAAAUAAAAUAUAUUAUGUACUAAUUACCCAAUUGGUUAUAAAACAAAUGGUAUGGUUGAUUAAAUCGAAAUUUUUUUUUA
Molecule: messenger RNA, 2303 nt
Organism: Acyrthosiphon pisum (pea aphid)
Lineage: Eukaryota; Metazoa; Arthropoda; Insecta; Hemiptera; Aphididae
Gene: Ubqn
Product: ubiquilin
Exons: 7
Coding region: 135-1760 (541 amino acids)
Biological process (GO): ubiquitin-dependent protein catabolic process
Cellular component (GO): cytosol
Molecular function (GO): polyubiquitin modification-dependent protein binding
Source: RefSeq, a predicted model, not a curated record